UCGUACAAUAUUCUUCCGGGUGAUUUCUGACAUGUGUGUCUGGCAUCCGUGUUAGCUAUCCUUGCUAGUUUUAUAAAUAAUUCUUGAUGGGUAGUUAAAGUAGAUAAAAUAUGAGUUCUCAAAAAGGAAACGCAUCCCGCUCCCGAUCCCAGAAAUAUAAAAACACGACUGCUUACAAGAACGAUAAAUAUGGAGCGAGUGUUCAAGUCAAGAUUGCAAACUCAAAAGUACACGCGGGGCUGUGCAAACGGUGUAAGGAGGUUUUGGAGUGGAAAGUCAAGUACAACAAAUAUAAACCUAUAACUCAAGCUCGGACUUGUGUGAAAUGCUCUCAGAAGACAGUUAAAAAUGCCUACCACGUCAUGUGCACGCCCUGUUCCAUUCAGCUCGAGGUGUGUGCUAAAUGCGGCAAGAAAGAAGACAUUGUCAUACCUGUGAACACACCGGAGGAGGAGGAGGAGGAGGAGGGGGACACCAGUCAGAAGACGAAAGAGCUCUGUCAGAAGAAGAAGAAGAAGGAUCUAGAUGACGAGCUGGACAGUGAUGAUGACUUUGGAGACCUAGGAAGUGAUGAGGAGGAUGAAGAUGGUGGUGGUGGCGGUGACUCUAAACCCAAAGAAGCUGGAGACAAGCCUGACAUGGCUCGUGUCAGCGUUAGGGACUAAGGAGAGACUCUUGGACUAGAGAGAGACUCUCUGCCCUCCACUAACAGAUAGAGUGCCUCCACAUUGUCUACAAUGUCAAAGUGAACCCAUAGGGCUGGUGUGGGUCUUAAAGACAUUCCUAUACGGCUGAUACUAGUGAGUGAAUUACACACCUCGUGAAUCAAGGGAAAGGUUGGAUUUGGUAGAACUCUUUGCAUCUCGAGACUCGGUUAUAAUCAGUAAUAAACUUGUGUUACUGAAAAGAUCUCCCCAGUGCUGUAUCCUUCAGGGGAAGCAGGGGGGGAGUCAGAUUUGUGUUCGCUCAUCUCCAUUUUUCACUCUUUAUAGUUUUACAUUUGGUUGAUUUUGCCAUCAGUUUUAGCGACAUACAAAUAGUGCUGGAUAGAUAUUUCAGGGGUUAUUGCCAAGAAACUGCAUAGCUUGUUAUUAAGUAGUGCAUCUAUCACCUCAGCUACGAUAAUACAUCAUUCUUCUGGUGGGAAAGCACAUUAAUAGUGACCACAUGUCUCAAGUUCAACAGCAAAAAAACGAAUUGUAGGUGCAGUCUGUUGUCAUCACAGUGCUCUGUGCUCUAAAAUUAUCCUGUAUAUUUCUUCUAGGAACUCGAGUCCAAUGUUGAAAUAAAUGUUUGCGUCAUUUAU
Messenger RNA from Hypomesus transpacificus, 1306 nucleotides. It is a transcript of the gene cunh9orf85, whose product is annotated as chromosome unknown C9orf85 homolog. The record is from RefSeq and is a predicted model, not a curated record. The transcript is spliced from 4 exons. The coding region runs from base 111 to 665 and encodes 184 amino acids. Lineage: Eukaryota; Metazoa; Chordata; Actinopteri; Osmeriformes; Osmeridae.